AUGAACACGCAUGUCCGCCACGCAGAGCAGCGGCGUUGCCACGGGAGCCCCCUUGCUGCUGGUGACGGGCCACCUGUAGGACUCUGCUCGGGGCCUCCGCCACCUGUUCUCUGGACUCUGUCUCUCCAGCAGGGGCUCCAGGUAGACCUGCAGCAGAGCCAUCUAGACCCCACCGCCAAGGACCCCCAUGCCAAGGACCCCCAUGCCAAGGACCCCACCGCCAAGGACCCCACCGCCAAGGACCCCCAUGCCAAGGACCCCACCGCCAAGGACCCCACCGCCAAGGACCCCCAUGCCAAGGACCCCACCGCCAAGGACCCCAUCGCCAGGACCCCCAUCGCCAAGGACCCCCAGCACCCCCAUGCCAAGGACCCCCAUGCUAAGGACCCCGCCGCCAAGGACCCCGCCGCCACGGACCCCACCGCCAGGACCCCCACCGCCAAGGACCCCCACCGUCAGGACCCCACCGCCAGGACCCCCAUCGCCAGGACCCCCACCGCCAAGGACCCCCACCGCCAAGGACCCCCACCGCCAGGACCCCCAUCGUCAGGACCCCCAUCGCCAGGACCCCCACCGUCAGGACCCCCACCGUCAGGACCCCCACCGCCAGGACCCCCAUCGCCAGGACCCCCACCGCCAGGACCCCCACCGCCAAGGACCCCCACCGCCAAGGACCCCCACCGCCAAGGACCCCCACCGCCAAGGACCCCCAUCGUCAGGACCCCGAUGGGCCGACCGGAGCAGCUGUGA
Molecule: messenger RNA, 750 nt
Organism: Molossus molossus (Pallas's mastiff bat)
Lineage: Eukaryota; Metazoa; Chordata; Mammalia; Chiroptera; Molossidae
Product: basic proline-rich protein-like
Exons: 4
Coding region: 1-750 (249 amino acids)
Source: RefSeq, a predicted model, not a curated record